AGCCACCCAUUCUGCCAUUUCCUCAUUGCAUCUGGGAGAGCAAGAUGGAUCACCAGCAGCUCUACUGGAGCCAUCCGAGGAAAUUUGGCCAGGAUUCUCGUUCUUGCCUCGUCCACUCAAACCACGUCCACUCAAAGCACGGUCUGAUCUGGAAAUACAGCCUCAACAGGUGCUGCCAGUGUUUCCAUCAGUACUAAAAGGAUAUAGGCUUCAUUAAGUUGGAUUAAAUGACCUUCCUUGAACGGAUCAUCCAAGAUACAUACUUUAAUUGCAGAUACCCAAGAUAACCUACCUUAAUGCCAACUCAUUGUACAUAAAAUAAAAAUACUUCAAUUAUGACUAUUUUGAAGUGAAAA
This is a messenger RNA of Herpailurus yagouaroundi (jaguarundi), 356 nucleotides long. Its product is annotated as 40S ribosomal protein S29-like. Gene Ontology annotation, cellular component: cytosolic small ribosomal subunit. NCBI's taxonomy places the organism in Eukaryota, Metazoa, Chordata, Mammalia, Carnivora, Felidae. The transcript has a single exon. The record is from RefSeq and is a predicted model, not a curated record. Gene Ontology annotation, molecular function: structural constituent of ribosome; zinc ion binding. The coding region runs from base 45 to 197 and encodes 50 amino acids. Gene Ontology annotation, biological process: cytoplasmic translation.